Messenger RNA from Drosophila simulans, 619 nucleotides. It is a transcript of the gene Cpr49Aa, whose product is annotated as endocuticle structural glycoprotein ABD-4. The transcript is spliced from 3 exons. NCBI's taxonomy places the organism in Eukaryota, Metazoa, Arthropoda, Insecta, Diptera, Drosophilidae. Bases 91 to 525 code for a protein of 144 amino acids. Gene Ontology annotation, molecular function: structural constituent of chitin-based larval cuticle. The record is from RefSeq and is a predicted model, not a curated record. Gene Ontology annotation, cellular component: chitin-based extracellular matrix.
GAGUCGCCUCUGUUGGCCACAGUAACGGAUCGAGACGGAGUCGGACCAGACGACCAUCACCCAGGAUCACAGGAUACAGUUCGGUUCGACAUGCAAUACACACUGAUCUUCAUAGCAGCCCUGCUGCUCAGCUUGGCCCAGGCCAGGCCCCAAGUGAGAGGACAGGCGCCGGGAGAACCCAUUCCCAUCAUCAGACAGGAGCAGGAGGUCAACUUCGAUGGCUCCUACAAGUAUCUGUACGAGACGGGCAAUGGGAUCAACGCCGAGGAGGAGGGCUACCUCAAGAAUCCAGGCACCGAUAAUGCCGGCCAGGUUGCGCAGGGCUCCUUCUCGUACACCUCACCCGAGGGCAUUCCGAUUCGGAUAACCUAUCUGGCGGACGAGAAUGGCUUCCAGCCGCAGGGCGACCACCUGCCCACGCCGCCACCCAUCCCGCCUGCGAUCCAGAAGGCAUUGGCCUACUUGGCCACCGCUCCGCCGCCGCCGCAAGAGCAGCCCGGUGGGUUCAACAACCGACGUGGUUAGGUAUCCACCUCGACUUCUACAAUCGAAUUACCUGGUUCUACUCAAUUACAAAACGUGUGCGAAUGAACAAUAAAACUGGCCAUACAACAACAAA